This is a messenger RNA of Oncorhynchus nerka (sockeye salmon), 2244 nucleotides long. Its product is annotated as ras-related protein Rap-2a. Gene Ontology annotation, biological process: Rap protein signal transduction; negative regulation of cell migration. Gene Ontology annotation, cellular component: plasma membrane. Bases 194 to 745 code for a protein of 183 amino acids. Gene Ontology annotation, molecular function: GDP binding; GTP binding; GTPase activity. The transcript is spliced from 2 exons. The record is from RefSeq and is a predicted model, not a curated record. Lineage: Eukaryota; Metazoa; Chordata; Actinopteri; Salmoniformes; Salmonidae.
UUCGGGCAGCGAGUCUUUGUGCUCAGCUUUUUAUUUGCCAUUGCUGAGCGGUGGUAAGCAAGGCUGUAUUUUUUAUAUCCGUUCAAAAUGGGACACGAAUGAAUGCCAUUUGCACGGAUAUAUUUUAUUCUGUGUCGCGCGGAGAGUGAUAGCUUUCGACAAUCUCUUGAAAUCAUCAAAUAACAAGGGAGCAAUGCGCGAGUACAAAGUGGUGGUCCUUGGCAGCGGUGGGGUCGGGAAAUCCGCCCUCACUGUUCAGUUUGUGACCGGGACGUUUAUUGAGAAGUACGACCCGACCAUAGAAGAUUUUUACCGCAAAGAAAUCGAGGUGGAUUCCUCACCCUCUGUCCUGGAGAUUCUUGACACUGCUGGUACCGAACAGUUCGCAUCCAUGCGGGACCUUUACAUAAAAAAUGGCCAAGGCUUCAUACUGGUCUACAGUCUUGUCAACCAGCAGAGCUUCCAAGACAUCAAACCCAUGAGGGACCAGAUCAUCAGAGUGAAAAGGUACGAGAAAGUCCCAGUGAUCCUGGUGGGGAACAAGGUGGACCUGGAGAGUGAGAGGGAGGUGUCGGCCAGCGAGGGCCAGGCUCUGGCCGAGGAGUGGGGCUGCCCCUUUAUGGAGACCUCGGCCAAGAGCAAAACCAUGGUGGACGAACUGUUCGCUGAGAUAGUUCGGCAGAUGGACUACGCCGCCCAGCCAGACAAGGAUGACCCAUGCUGCUCCUCCUGCAAUAUACAAUAGCCCCAGAGCCUAGGGGACGCCAGGGGGACAGGGGAGAGAGGAAGUCUGCAUACACCAAGAUACUGUACACCGAGAGGAGGAUUAUACUCACACCAACAACAUGGAUGAUUAAUAAACUCAUGGUAGAACUGUGGUGGAUUUUAACUCAUUGGUGCAUAAAAUCAGUCAUGAUGUAAUUGAUAAUAAUGAUAUGUUAAUAAUUAAUAGAAUGAAAUGAGGAAUGCAAAGGAUUUGCGCAAGAGAAACUGACAAACCGGACUAAAGAAAAGCGCACUCGCCUUAUGUUAUCCUGUUUUCUCUGGCGGAGAAAAAAAAUAUGUCUUGAGUCGUCCGUGCAGAAUUACAGGUUUUGUAGUCUUUAUGUUUUCUGCGAUCGGCUUCGGUAAUGUUUAUUUGACAUUGUUUUGGUCUUGUUGAUAUGACCCAGUUUCUCUGAGCACAUCAAGCUGGAGCCUUCUUUCUCCAUUUUAAGUUACCAUGACAGCGCAGAGCGGCAGAUAGAGGGGAGGAGAUAAUCCCUCUGAUCAACUUGUUUGUAACAUUGAUGAGUAAUUGAUUUGCGUACUAAGUUUUCCUGUACAGAGAAAGAGAGGGCCUACCUACCUUCAUCCAAGGGGAUGUUUUUUGUUGUUGCACAUCACUAGGAUAGAACCAAAGAGGUGACUUGAAAGCACCUCAAUUUUUUCCCCUCUAAUUUCCUUUUUAGUUGUUUUGAGGAAUGGAAAGAAAAUGGUGGAAAAGUCAGUGUCAUUCUUGAAACAAUGUUGUCUUCUCCUUCCUAUUUUGUUUUGAUAAGUGUAGCAGAGGUGUCUGUCACAUAUCCUGUGAUUUGUUAUGGUUUCAGGAGGUUCUGACAACAGAUUCCUGAAUAUUGUAACAGUUUCAUUCGGAUGGGACAAGGAGGACUCCAUCUUUCAGUGUUUGAAUAUCUCAACAGACUCUUGUCUCUAGAAACGGUCUUCUUUUCAGGAAUGAAGAUGUCAUCACUCAUCAUUCUCUACAUUGUAUUUUUUUGGUUGGGUAUCACAAUUAAAUGGGAUGCGACGUUGUCUCAACAUCCCACUCUUUAUGUAUUCAGAGUAUUGAAAUUCAUAGUAGGCUAAUAGUGAUGAUGAUGAUGAUGAUGAUGAAUAACAAUUAUAAUUAACGGUAGUGUAAAUAUUUUGUAUGGAAAGUGCCAGCUCCUAGGAAGACACUGACUCAACACGUGGAAUUGUCAACUGUAUGCAUGGCUAGUAAAUUUAAAAAAGGACUUCAUCGUUUGAGAUUAUAAUAGACUGUGGAAACGUGCAAACCAAACACAUACACGUCUGGGUCUGGACACUGUCUCAACUGUAUGUCGUUGUUGCCACGGGGAACCAGACCUUCCCUGGUUACCAUUUUUCAUUGUUAAUUUUAUAUUUUUUUAUGUGACCAUUUACUCUUUCUCCCUCCCUAAAUGAAUGGUGACACUGUUUCAUUAGGCACCCAAACAAUAAAAGUGUGUUUAACACAAUAUA